Nelumbo nucifera (sacred lotus) is the source of this 1073-nucleotide messenger RNA. Its product is annotated as glutathione S-transferase L3-like. Lineage: Eukaryota; Viridiplantae; Streptophyta; Magnoliopsida; Proteales; Nelumbonaceae. Gene Ontology annotation, molecular function: glutathione transferase activity. The record is from RefSeq and is a predicted model, not a curated record. Gene Ontology annotation, biological process: protein glutathionylation.
UCGAGACAUCACGAGCGACUACUGCCACUAUAAGAAUACCAGAAUACCCUCUCGUCAAUCCAUUCCUCUUCAAAAAGCAUCAAAGCUCGAACACCUACAAUGGGAAUUGGAAGCGUUCAGGAGGUACUUCCCCCUGUCCUCGAUUCUACUUCCGCCCCACCUUCUCUUUUCGAUGGAACGACAAGGAUGUAUAUAUCUUACACAUGUCCUUACUCGCAAAGGCUAUGGAUUACUAGGAAUUGCAAGGGUUUGCAGGAUAAAAUAGAAUUGGUUCCCAUUAAUUUACAGAACAGACCCACCUGGUACAAGGAGAAAGUCUACCCUGAAAACAAGUGGAACUCCUUUUUGCAGGCACCAUCAUUGGAACACAAUAACCAAGUAAGAGGAGAGAGUCUGGAGUUGAUGAAAUAUCUUGAUAGCCACUUUGAAGGGGGUCCCUCCCUUUUCCCUGCAGAUGAUCCUGCUAAAAGAGAGUUUGCAGAAGAGUUGUUAUCCUACACAGACACAUUCAAUAAAACUGUGUUUGCAUCAUUCAAGGAGGAUGCAGAAAAAGAAGUUGGGGCUGCUCUUGAUCACUUAGAAACCUCUCUUUCCAAAUUUGAUGAUGGCCCUUUCUUCCUUGGCCAAUUCAGUCUGGUGGAUAUAGCUUAUGCUCCAUUUAUUGAAAGAUUCCGUCCCUUUAUACUGGAAGUAAAGAAGUAUGACAUCACAACCGGAAGGCCUAAACUGGCAGGAUGGAUUGAGGAGAUGAACAAGAUUGAGGCCUACAAACAGACUCAACGUGAUCCACAGGAGCUUGUGGAAAUCUACAAGAAACGUUUCUUGGUAGCCCCGCUUGCUACACAUUGAUAUAUAUUAUCCUGAUCACUUUGUUAAUGAUUAAAAUAGCAAAGAAGAUCAGAACAAAAAAGACAAGAAAAAGGUGUUAUCUAUUGCUUUUGUAGGCCUAGCUAUGGGUAUGGUAUUGCUUUUGUGUCUUAUUUUUAUUGUAAUGGAUGUGAAGAAAAAUGGGUCCAUGUGUCCUAUAAAUGUCUUCAAGUUUUUCAGCUAUCUAUUUAUGUGGUAAUCUUAUA